Messenger RNA from Leptopilina boulardi, 1397 nucleotides. RefSeq names its product fumarylacetoacetase (gene Faa). The record is from RefSeq and is a predicted model, not a curated record. The transcript has 8 exons. Gene Ontology annotation, biological process: L-phenylalanine catabolic process; homogentisate catabolic process; L-tyrosine catabolic process. Gene Ontology annotation, molecular function: fumarylacetoacetase activity. Bases 79 to 1335 code for a protein of 418 amino acids. NCBI's taxonomy places the organism in Eukaryota, Metazoa, Arthropoda, Insecta, Hymenoptera, Figitidae.
CGCAGCAUAAGUAUAUGCUUAACAGUUUCCUUAGAACCGUUCACGUAGUCAGUCAACUUAUAUAUAUAUGACAUAAAUAUGAAUUCUUUUAUUGAAUACUCGCCGGAUUGUGAAUUUCCUAUUGAAAAUCUUCCAUAUGGAGUUUUUUCUACUACAGAUUGCCCUCAAAAACGAAUAGGGGUAGCUAUUGGAGAUCAAAUUUUAGAUUUAUACGCAAUAGCUAAUUAUUUCACUGGACCACUUUUGGAGAAAAAACAAAAUGUCUUCCGUCAAGAUAGUCUCAAUGAAUUUAUGGCUCUUGGAAGAUCAUCCUGGAUAGAAGCAAGAAAUACAUUGCAACGUUUAUUAUCAGCUGAAAAUUCAACUUUACAAGAUCCACAAAUUAGAGCAAAAUCAUUUGUACCUCAAGAAAAAGCAACAAUGCAUUUACCUGCUAAGAUUGGUGAUUACACUGAUUUUUAUUCAUCCAUUCAUCAUGCAACAAAUGUUGGAAUUAUGUUUCGAGGAAAAGAGAAUGCCCUUAUGCCAAACUGGAAAUAUCUUCCUGUCGGUUACCACGGUAGAGCAAGUUCAAUUGUGAUUUCCGGUACUCCAAUCUAUCGUCCAUAUGGACAGACUGUUCCAGUUGAAGGAACACCGCCUGUUUAUGGACCUUCAAGACUUUUAGACUUCGAAUUAGAAGUAGCCUUCUUUGUUGGAGGACCAUCAACAAAAUUAGGAGAAAGUAUUCCUGCAUCCGAGGCUUAUGAUCACAUAUUUGGAAUGGUUGUGAUGAAUGACUGGAGUGCACGCGAUAUUCAAAAAUGGGAAUACGUUCCACUUGGACCAUUUGGAGCUAAAAAUUUUGGAACAACAAUUUCUCCCUGGAUUGUAACAAUGGAGGCACUUGAACCGUUUAAGGUGCCAAAUGUACCACAAGAACCUCAACCAUUUUCAUAUCUUCAACAUAAUUAUUCUUGUAAUUUCGAUAUUAAACUUGAAGUUCAUAUACAACCACAAAACGGAUCUUUUACAACUGUUUCACGAAGUAAUUAUAAAUUUAUGUAUUGGACACCAGCACAACAAUUGGCACAUCACACCGUAACUGGAUGCAAUGUAAAUCCAGGGGAUUUGUUGGCCUCUGGAACAAUAAGUGGAGACACUCCUGAUUCAUACGGAAGUAUGCUUGAAUUGAGUUGGAAAGGUACUCAACCAAUAAAAAUGCAAGAUGGAACAACAAGAAAAUUUCUUCAAGACGGCGAUGAAGUUAUUAUGCACGGUUACUGCGUUGGCGAUAAAUUCCGUAUUGGUUUUGGUUCAUGUAAAGGAAAACUAUUGCCGGCAAAAACAAAAUAAAAAUACUCACCACUGCAUUAUAUCUUUGUAUAAUUCAAAUAAAUAUUAUGUCUUUACAAAAA